This is a messenger RNA of Zerene cesonia (dogface butterfly), 1149 nucleotides long. RefSeq lists its product as uncharacterized. The record is from RefSeq and is a predicted model, not a curated record. The coding region runs from base 74 to 1012 and encodes 312 amino acids. Gene Ontology annotation, molecular function: phosphatidylinositol bisphosphate binding. Lineage: Eukaryota; Metazoa; Arthropoda; Insecta; Lepidoptera; Pieridae. Gene Ontology annotation, cellular component: membrane. The transcript is spliced from 6 exons.
UUAUACGUACUUUAAGUAAAUUAUUAUUCAGUAUUAUAACAAGCAUCGUUAAGAGAAGGCGGUCAAAUAUAAAAUGGACUAUAAACCAAAGAAAAACAUUUUACGCUUACGACCAGAUACUAUCGAUUAUGUUUAUAGAAGUAUUAAUUUAAGCAAGCCAGGUGAAAUGGAAUAUGCUAUCAGAAUGUUACGAGAUUGGACUGAAAAGCAACCCCAUUUUAAAAGAAACGAUUUUUCUGACAACUUUUUGCGUUCCUCAAUAAUUGUUGCGAAGGGAUCCAUUGAGAACGCUAAGCAGAAAAUCGACAAAUUGUGUACUCUACGGUCAUUACUUCCAGAGAAUUUCCGUUGUUUUAACGCUAAGGAAGAUUUCGCUCACGUGUUUGAAGUCAUGAAACCAAUUGUUUUACCACAAGUUACAGAAGAUCACUGCAGAUUGAUGACAGUGAAAGUUUACGGGACUAUCGAAUCGUGUCAUAUAUCUGAUGCACUCAAAUACUCGAUUGUUCUCGGCGAUUAUAUGCGACAAUGCGACUUCAUUCGCGAAUAUAUUUGUAUUUUUGACUUGAGCGAUGUCAACAUAAUGGACGUAAUAACAAAACUUAAUCUUAUGGACUUAAGACACGCUUUCGCGGUAUACUUUGAAGGACAUGGUUUGAGAUUUAAGAGCAUGUACUUCAUAACAACGUCCAAACUUGUAGAUACCUUGAUCAAUCUCCUAAAACAAGUCCUAAAGCCAAAACUUAUUGACCGUAUCAAAGUCGUGAAGUCCUGGGAUGAAGUACACAAUAUAAUUGACAAGGACAUCCUGCCUGUUGACUUCGGUGGUUACGAGAGAUCAGAGCAGGAGUUACAUGAUGAUUGGUUAGAAGAGACAUGCAAUGAAGAAUUCCAGAAAUAUUUGCGUGAUAUAAACUCAACAGGAACGGAUGAGAGUUCGAGGCCAUCUUACAAAUUCAAUGAGGAAUAUGCUGGAAUGCCUGGAACGUUUAAACAGUUAACCGUUGAUUAAAGAAAUAUUGUGUAUUGGUUAAAGAUAGAUCACAUUUAAAUCCGUUUUCUAUCAAUUUUAGUGAAAUAUGACUUAACAUCAAUAACCAACAAAUGAACUACGGGGAUAAUAUUUAUGAAAAAUUAAAGUGAUUUAUA